This is a messenger RNA of Symbiodinium sp. CCMP2456, 339 nucleotides long. The record is from the annotation of a GenBank genome assembly. Lineage: Eukaryota; Dinophyceae; Suessiales; Symbiodiniaceae.
AUGGGCACGAAGGUCAUCGUCGUGGAGUUCGCCGACAAGGUCUUGAUGAUGCUCGACGGCGACCUGAAAGCCGCACUGCUCUCCGAGCUGGCAGCCAACAAGGUUGACCUUCUUCUGAGCACGGCCAUCAAGUCCAUCGUCAAAGGCAAGGGCGCUACGCGUGGGAGCCCUGUGUUGCAGGUGGACAUCGGCGAAUGCUUCUUGGAGUGCGACUGCUUCCUCUCGGCUACGGGCCGUGCGGGCUGCACGGACAAUCUCGGUCUGGACCGAAUUGGGGCUGACUUGAGCAGAAGGCUUGAGGGAUUGAGGAAGCCCCGGAACGGGCUACUAUCAGGAUAA